AUGUCUCUCCAGCCCAUCCAUGAUCUGAGGUACUCGCUGGUGAAGAGGUCUCUGCUGGGCACGGUAUCUGACAGUGGCUCUGUGGCUCUCUGGGAUGCUAACACUCAAAAGGAGCUGCAUUUGUUCGAGGGUACACACAAAGCCCCGUGUUCAGGGCUGGCCUUCUCUCCGGCCAAUGAUUUGCUCUUCAUCACUGUGGGCCUUGAUAAGAAGAUCGUCUGUUAUGACACUUCCAGCAAAAUGGUGUUUCGUAAUAAGCAGGUGGAUUCUCCACUCACAGCCAUUGAUUUUACUCCAGAUGGGGCUGGACUGGUUGUGGGCUCAACGCAGGGCAGAAUUUAUAUGUACGAUUUGAGAAACCUCAGUGCACCGGUCAAAAUCACCACAGCUCACAAGACGUCAGUGACCUGCAUUCGCUUCCAGAACUCCACCUCCAAGUUAAAGUCCACUAAAACAUCCAGCAAGUCUUCUCAAUCAAGUAAGAGGAUCUCAGUAAAACUGGGCGGUCAGCAGACGGGACCCUCUACUCCAACAUCUACAGUCCCACCCGGUGUGCCAGGCUCUGAAUUUCCUGGUGAUGGACAAGCCCAAGUCACAGGUACUGCUGGAGAGGUGUUCACCAGUGAGUUCCUCAGGGACACUUGUCAUAGAGACAUUAUCAAUCUGCAGGUGGAGAUGGUUCGGCAGUUCUAUAUUCAGCUGAAUGAAAUCCAUGGUCUGAUUGAGAAAUACUCUGUGAACGACUCCCUCAUCGAGGAGAUAGAAAGACUGAGAGAAGAAAACAAACGACUACGAGCCAAUUAUUAAAGACAUCCAUAGACACGUGUCUCCCAUUGUGUCAGUCGAGGAAUACUGCCCAGAAUCAGAGAGGACAGAGAGAAGCUCACGUUUCUACUAGUGCCUUCACUCUGCAGACCACCGCUCACUGUCUGCUGCUCCAUUUGUCAUAUUGGCACACACUUUUGUAUUUGUUUCAGGUUAUAAAGUGUUUUUGUAAGAUUUCUAUGCCUUAAAAUCAAAUGGCAAAGAAGAGAACUCACUUUGUAUUUUUUUCCCAAGGUGUGUUUUGUAUAUCCUAACUAGUUUACAGACAAGUCGCAUGUAUUGGCACCUAGGAUGUGUAAUGCGUGAAUGUUGUAGAGUGAAGAAACAUCUCCGUGUGAAUUUUGCCACUAUGGAUUGUGCUCCUUCAUAAUUUUGGUCCAGAUUAUUUUUGCAAACCACAUGCCAAAAAUGAAAGGACACUGGUGAUGUUGUGUAAGAGUAGGCAGAUCUGUGCAUUCUGCAGCUUCAAAAGGUGUGUAUUGGAGAUUAUUUGAAUGCCAGUGCUUUAAUACAUGACAUUUUGAAUCAGUUUCAUAUGUUCUUGGCAGCACAUUCGGCAACAAAAAGCAAAUGACUAACUCAAACCCAUUAUCUGUACUCUGCUCCUAAUCCACAAUAAUUAGGUGUCUUCCAAUGGACUGGCCUAAAUAAAUUAUUUCUGCAUUCAUGUGUA
Molecule: messenger RNA, 1498 nt
Organism: Sinocyclocheilus grahami
Lineage: Eukaryota; Metazoa; Chordata; Actinopteri; Cypriniformes; Cyprinidae
Product: protein NEDD1-like
Exons: 6
Coding region: 1-807 (268 amino acids)
Biological process (GO): mitotic cell cycle; microtubule nucleation
Cellular component (GO): centrosome; centriole; ciliary basal body
Molecular function (GO): gamma-tubulin binding
Source: RefSeq, a predicted model, not a curated record